Messenger RNA from Durusdinium trenchii, 4092 nucleotides. The record is from the annotation of a GenBank genome assembly. NCBI's taxonomy places the organism in Eukaryota, Dinophyceae, Suessiales, Symbiodiniaceae.
CCGACAACUAGCAGCCAGUUUGCCCGUUUUGGCAUGGGACACUUCCUGAAGUGGGCUCGAUCCGGCCUCGCUGGGAUUGCUCACAUGGUCUCUUUUCGGAACCCCAGCGGUCCGAGCAAUGCUGACAAGGGCAGCUGCGAAUGCGUCUUUUGUCAGGAAGCAUUCACAUCCAGGAACAGCUUGUUCAAGCAUUUGCGCCUGGAGCAUCCAUCGGUCCACAACCGGACCUGCGACAGAUGCAAGGCUUUUCCUUUGCAUGGUACCUGCUACGAACGCAAAGAACCAAGGGCUGUGCUGUGUAGCAAGUGCUAUGAGCAGUGUGGAGAGCAGGCUGAUCCAGAUGUUUGUUCCCAGACUUUCUCAAGACAUGAUCGUCCGCCGCACAUGCAGGACAUUCAAGCUCAGCCAACAAGAGAGCGUAAAGUGAAGGAAUUAGCCCCAGAUCUGCUUGUCCCCAGAGCACCUUUGCAGUUUGGCAGCUCCAAGCUGCCCAAGUCUCUUGCAGAUGCCUUUAACAAGUUUGCAUCUGCUGAAAGACCUUUGUUCCGCAUCCCAAGUAAGAUCCUUCUCCGCGAGGUUCCCCGCGAGGAUCUCGAGAUGGCGUGGAGAAAUGAUUUGCUGCGCGGCAUGCCCAUAGGCCUGAAAUCCACCUUUGCCCACGAAGACAAAGACCAAUGGCUACAUUUGGCAAUGAAAGACACAGACAGAGAUGUUGCAUUGUCACCUUUGGAACCUGAAAUGACUUCAGAACUGCUGCUUGCGAUCCUUCGGUUUCAAACAUUUCGGACGAAAAUCAGCUGUUACCACGUCAGGCUCACGGCAAAGUCCACCUGGAAUUGUGGAAACCGAGUUGUGGACUGGCAAGCUUGUGCUGAAGAAACACCUGGUGUUAGGAUCCACCGGGAGAGGGGGGCACGUGGCUACAAGAGUGCUUCAAUUGCGCUUCAGCGCGCAAGGUCUGUGAAGCCGCUUGACUUCGAAGGAUUUGCCUUCUCCUUCCUAGAACGGGUGGAUGGUGUGGAGUUUUACUCCACUCCAAGUUUGGCGGAAUCGAUGUUUCACUAUGGCCAGAAUCCGGAGCAUGCCACGGUGCCGCUGGACGUCUGCUACGACUUGGUGUGGCGAGCUCGUCAAUCUGGGUUCGCCCAACCCUCUAAGCGCCGCACUUUGAUCGUAAAGCUCGACAAGCAUGGUGUGCAAGCGGCCAACCAGCAUGGUGUGCAGGAUGAACGUGAUGUGGUGCUUGCUUCGAAACCCAAGUCCUCGAGUGCUUGGAGGAAUUCCUGUGAAGGUGUAGAGGAUGAGAUGGAAUUUGGUCGCUUUUGUGUUCAACGACUUCUUCUCAGUGAGGUUCUUCCAACUCGGGGAAUGAAACAAUCUGCCAGCUGCCAGCAGAAAUAUGGUGGAUCCUUUGCCAGAGAGCUUUGCACUCAUCAUGAAAGGAGACAGUGUCACUAUGGUGAAGAUUGCAAGUUCAUCCAUCGGCGCAUUGAACUGCUUCUGGACAUUUCAACGGUUGAAAGGGCAAGAGAAGCUUUGUGAGAAGUUGAGUGAUGAGAAUUGCAACAUCAGAGAUUUAGAGCUUCGUGAAAUCUUCUGGGAAGCAAUGAAGAAGGGCGAGUUGCGGAUCUCUUUGAACAUGCUGUUGGACAGGUGGUCGGCAAAGAAUGGAACCAGUGAAGAAGUUCUUGUGGAAAAUCUCAAGGGGGAACUAAAGGAUGGGAACCUGACAAUUUUGGUCGUGGCAGCUUCUGCCCAUUUGCAACGCGAGUGGCAUGAACGAGCUAUGAAAGAUUUGAAGUCUGCGAUUAAUGUGCCGGAAGCUCGCGUCUUUCUUUCUCCCGUGUUGACCAAGCCACCAUUGCAACUUUUGGAUUGCUUGGAUGAGUACUUCAAGAAAGAGCUUUUGGUGCUGAAAGUGGUGUAUUUGAAACGCCUUUGCAAGUCCUGCUUUGCCCUGCUCAUUCCCAACAGCAGUUGGGUGGGGCUUGCCAAGAGAUCAGGCUUCAGCUUUCAAGAGGAAGGGCAGAAGAAAGGUCGUUGGAUUCUGAGGAAAUGCAAGGGAACGCGUCGUUGUGAAUGGACACCGCAGAGCGACACCGCUGAGCGCAAAGCCGAUUUGAUCCGUUUCAUGCGGGAGGGCUUGGAGGAUUGGCCCUCCGUUGGAGUGUUUCUGGAAUCUGCGCGGAUUUUUGGACCUCCGUCCUUGCAGCCCUCACCGGCCAGACGAUCGCGUUUGGCGGCCCUGUACUGCAUCUUGGAGGAGAUCACAGGGCUGGAGAGUCAGGUUGACAGCGAUGAAGAGGAGGAGGACGAGAUGAUGCGGUGCGCUGAUUUGGACGAGAAGUUUCUGGACGGAGAAGGUCUUUCGACCAACACCAGGUCGACCAUGUUCUCUGAGAUGGACUGGGGUUUGUUCCCACCGCCGAUGUGCAUGGGCCGUCAGAGGACCUGGCCUGCACCCCGCAGUGCUAUGCAAAUGGUCCAUUUGCUGUCACAGGAGUGUGACAGCGAAAAGAGGGCGAAAAGUGUGGUGCGUGGGAAACGUGUGCUGAACCGCACGCGUGCAUACGCACGGCUUGGCACGAUGCUGAACAAGUUGAGGUACGAAGAAGGCAUCUUGGUUGAUGGAGAGUGGAUCACAGAAGCUUCACGUGCUGCUGCUUUGCUAGACUCUGCCGGAUACGAUGGGGAUGUUAUCGAUGAAUGGGUUGGAGACAGCAACAUCUCUUCCGAUUUGCUGAUGGCUAUGAUUGCGGCGAAGUGGCGAAGGUUUAAUGGAGAAAGGAAUAGUGGAGCUGCUCCAGAUGCACAGGAGGUCUUGGGUGGACUGCUGCUGGCGCAAGCGAUGAGUCAUGGGCAAGGGAGGUCGCAUCGAAUUCGCAAGCCGAUUGUGGGAAUGCUUUGGAGGCAUGAACGCUUGCGAGGCAAGCUGCCGUUGGCCUCUCGUGGAGGACAGGGUUCACCGGCUGGUCUCUUGUCGCAACUGUCAGGUGUCCAAAUUUGGCUCAUGGCAGGUACCAAACGAAGCCAACCUAACAGCGAUGGCCUCCAACCUAGAUGUGUUUCCUGAGGUUAGAGCAGAUCAACUAGUCCCAGGUCAGGCGUGUAACACACCCAAGCAUCAAACGGGUCAAGUCUUGCGCACUUGCCCCUGCGCAACCGCUGCGUAACUGCACAACUGCUCCGGAAGUGGUCAGGAAGUGUGGGAAUGGGCAUGGACACUUGUCGCUCAGAUCAUGACAUUUUUCUGCAGAUCAAGCAUGGAGACGAGGACAUGGUUCAGACUGUGUACGAGGUCUUGCUGGAUCUGCAGAGACAGUCCACUGGUCAUGAGGAGCGCUUGAAGCGCGCGAAGGUCGUACGGAAGGACUUCGCCGUGGAGAUCCAGGACUUCUACCGUGGUAGGGACUUUGAUCUCGUCCCCUACACAGUGAAGCCAGAGCUCCAGGAGUGUCAGUGGGACAUCGAUCGGAAGGUUUGGCAGAGGAUUUUGCACCGGGAUCUGGCGCCGAAGUUGCAGGAGCUGUCCCAGGAGCAUCCGGAUGGCUUUUCGAUGACGCGACUGCUGAAGAUCUACAAUGAAUCGUUGCCACCUCUUCGUAGGUCCGCCGAGAGGCAAAAGGCUCCGCUCAUCUCCUUGCACCUUCCCUUGUUGGUUCUUGGAGCUCGCGAUCAACAAAAGUUUGACUCCUGUCAUGAUCCUCAGAGCUACUUUCUGGAAUCUUUGAAGUUUAUCAGAGAGCGUUGGUCUUGUGAAGUGCUGGAGACGGUGACCUUGCAGGAGAUCGGGGCAGAAGUUCACUUGCAACGGAUGACCAAGAAGUAUCGAGAGGCAGGGAUGGAGGAGGAAUUCGCCCGACGUCUGGAUGAGCAUCUCGUGAUCUUGACCAAGCUAUGCGAGGAGGAAGGACGUGACAAGGCGGCUGCUGAGAGGAUCAUCCAAGGAGUUCGAGGGCUGUUUGACAGCCAGAACCUGUUGGCGCCAGAGCCAGCCUACAGAUCCAGGCUGUGAACAGAGGCUUUCUCAAAGCUCGUUGGGGUGACGAUCAGGGGCGCAUGAACUUGGGAGAAAAGCUCCGCCGGGGCGCC